Musa acuminata AAA Group (dessert banana) is the source of this 867-nucleotide messenger RNA. RefSeq names its product universal stress protein PHOS34. The transcript is spliced from 4 exons. Lineage: Eukaryota; Viridiplantae; Streptophyta; Magnoliopsida; Zingiberales; Musaceae. The coding region runs from base 88 to 606 and encodes 172 amino acids. The record is from RefSeq and is a predicted model, not a curated record.
UUCUUUACCGCUCCCGUUUGGAACCUAUACCGAACUGCUCUGUCUUGCUUUCUUCCUCUUUCUGGGACGAGAAAAGAGUGAGAGGGAAUGGCUGCAAAGGCGGAGGAUGCGUCGACGGCGGAGGCGGUGGGGAAGGCGGUGAUGGUGGUGGGCAUCGACGAUAGCGAGCACAGUUUCUACGCCCUCCAGUGGACCCUUCUCCACUUCUUCUCCCCUGCCGUCCGUCCCAGCGGGUCCUAUAAGCUCGUGAUCGUCACCGCCAAGCCCACGCCGACCUCCGUCAUCAGCGUCGCCAGCCCUGGAGCGACCGAUGUGCUGCCGUUUGUGGAGUCAGAUCUGAGGAAGAUUUCGUCGCAGGUGAUCGAGAAAGCUAAGGAUAUCUGCGCCGCCCAUUCGGUGCUUGAUGUUGAAUACGAAGUGGUGGAAGGAGAUGCCAGAAACGUUCUGUGUGAGGCAGUGGACAAACACCAUGCUGAAAUGUUGGUUGUGGGAAGCCAUGGAUACGGAGCAAUUAAAAGGGCUGUGUUGGGAAGUGUGAGUGAUUACUGUGCUCAUCAUGCGCAUUGCACUGUGAUGAUAGUGAAGAAGCCUAAGCCAAAGCACUAAACUAAUACCGAUUGCCUGCCGUACAAAUUGAACGCUUAUUAGCCCAGCUUAUUAACCUUAUGUCAGAUAGCAUGUUAAGAUGUGGAUGAUAAGAAAGAACAACUAUUAUUAUCCACACAUCUUGAUUCUGGAAAUGUAAUAAGCACUAUCUUCAUAGUGCAGAUUCUUUCCUGUUGUCUGGAAAGACUAAAUGAUCAUUUUAUUGUCUGAAGUGUAAUAAGCACUAUCUUCAUAGCUUAAUGUUUCUAUUUUGCAAAAUAA